Rasamsonia emersonii CBS 393.64 is the source of this 930-nucleotide messenger RNA. RefSeq names its product Arsenic resistance protein ArsH. NCBI's taxonomy places the organism in Eukaryota, Fungi, Ascomycota, Eurotiomycetes, Eurotiales, Trichocomaceae. The transcript has 4 exons. The record is from RefSeq and is a predicted model, not a curated record. The coding region runs from base 1 to 930 and encodes 309 amino acids. Gene Ontology annotation, molecular function: oxidoreductase activity.
AUGGCGCAUUCCACUGGUGCUCAGACAGCGAUGACGGACGUGGAUUCUCAGCAUAGAGAGAUACAGAUUCCAGAUUACCGAUCGUUGGCCUUGCCAGAAAGCGAAGACGACAUUGAUAUUCGUCAGAAGUACCGCCCAUUCAUCCUCAAUGAAGACGCGGCUGAGGACUGGGUGAACAAUCUGGAGUUGACAACCGUCCUGGAUAUGGCAGAGAAUGAUCUACAGAAUACAAAGAAGAGGCUGAAAGUCCUUGUACUAUACGGCAGUCUUCGGAGAAGGUCAUACUCACGGCUUGUGGCAUUCGAAGCUUGCCGUAUCCUCUUCCGACUUGGCUGUGAUGUGCGCGUCUUCGACCCCGAAGGGCUACCGUUGAAAAAUGAUACCGAUCAUGGCCAUCCUAAAGUGAGGGAGCUCCGAGAGCUCAGUAACUGGAGUGAUGGGCAUGUCUGGGUCUCACCAGAACAGCAUGGCAAUUUGACCGCGGUUUUCAAGAAUCAGAUUGACUGGAUUCCUCUGACCACUGGAAGCAUCCGUCCGACACAAGGCCGAACGCUUGCCAUUGUCCAGGUGUGUGGUGGAUCACAAUCGUUCAAUACAGUUAACUCCCUACGCAUUCUUGGCCGUUGGAUGCGUAUGUUUACUAUUCCGAAUCAAUCAUCAAUUCCCAAAGCAUAUACACAUUUUCCGGAUGAAGGUCAACCGGGAGACCAGCGACUCAUGCCUAGUGGUAAUAGAGAUCGUCUAGUGGAUUGCAUGGAGGAGUUUGUCAAAUAUACCAUUCUGAUGCGGCCUCACAUGGGUCUCUUUGCUGAUCGUUUCAGCGAAAGAGCUGAGAAGAGAUUGAAAGAGGCAAAAAGAAGGAACAAUCCCUGUAUCAUGGAGCAAGCGCUAUUCUUAGCCAUGACAGACCAACUACUUUGUCCAUACUGA